This is a messenger RNA of Cyprinodon tularosa, 3350 nucleotides long. It is a transcript of the gene cdh31, whose product is annotated as cadherin 31. Lineage: Eukaryota; Metazoa; Chordata; Actinopteri; Cyprinodontiformes; Cyprinodontidae. Bases 142 to 2847 code for a protein of 901 amino acids. The record is from RefSeq and is a predicted model, not a curated record. Gene Ontology annotation, molecular function: cadherin binding; calcium ion binding. Gene Ontology annotation, biological process: cell morphogenesis; adherens junction organization; calcium-dependent cell-cell adhesion. Gene Ontology annotation, cellular component: catenin complex; plasma membrane; adherens junction. The transcript is spliced from 18 exons.
ACGAGCUGAGCGCGUUCAGAGACGGUCAGUCCACAGGCGGUAAAGCAAGGAGGAGACGCCAAAGUGCGGAUUAAACAGGAAGCUUUUCGUUUUACCACAUUGAAGUUGAAAGAAGGAUUUGAUAAGAGGCUCCAGUGUCUAAUGGGGACCGCUUGGUUUGCGGUUUGUGGCGUUUUAAUCGUCGCCUUGCAGGUGGCGGCUGUGGAGGAGACGUCAUGUGUGCCUGGAUUUGAGUCCGAGCUGCUGAUAUUCAAAGUGACCAGAAAGCACCUGAGGCAAGGCACCAGACUGGGCAAAGUUGGCUUCACAGACUGCACGGACCGCAGGCGAUUUCUUUUCAGCACCGAUGACAGCCGUUUUCUGGUACAGCCAGAUGGAGUUUUGGCUGUUAAGAGACAAGUUGUUCUUCAUGAGGGCCACAGAGACUUUUUCAUCCACUCCUGGGAUUCAAAGGGUCAGAAGUUGACUGUUCCAGCCAUGGUGAUGUAUGAUGGUCAUCGCCAUGGAAAUAACCACCCUAACACUGAGCACCAACAUGGUCAUAAACCAAACGGCCAGCUCCAUGAUCAGACUGAGAUGGACGCUGCAGCAGAGCAGGAUGCAGCGAAUCGAGAGGUUCCCGUCCUGCUUUUCCCCAAAUCUAGUGGCGGGCUGAAAAGGAGGAAGAGAGACUGGGUUAUCCCUCCAAUAAGUGUUUCUGAGAAUCAGAGGGGACCAUAUCCUUAUAGGCUUAAUCAGAUACGCUCUAGUGAAGACAGCAAAAAGACGAUCCAUUACAGCAUCACUGGUCCAGGAGCAGAUCAGCCUCCCAUUAAUCUUUUCACCAUGGACAGGAAUACUGGUAAUCUGUAUGUCACACAGGAACUGGACAGAGAGAAACAGGCGGAAUACAGGAUCUGGGCUCAUGCUGUGGCAGAGGGAAGUUCUGGAAAUGCAGAAGAUCCUAUGGAAAUAAUAAUCAAAGUGAUCGACCAGAAUGACAAUAAACCAAUUUUUAAUCAGACUACCUACGUGGCAGAAGUUCCUGAGGCCACACCAAAAGGUACUGAUGUAAUUAAGGUCGUGGCCACAGACGCCGAUGAGGCUAAUAAUGACAACUCUGAAAUUGCCUACCGUAUUGAGAAACAGUUGCCAGAAGAACCAUCGCCUGACAUGUUUAUUAUCAACUCUGUUACUGGAGCCAUCAGAGUUAAUGCUGCUAGGCUGGACAGAGAGAAACACCCUGAGUACACACUGGAAGUAAGCGCUGCCGACAUGAAAGGAGAAGGCUUAGCUGGUUUUACCAAAGUGAUUAUCAAGGUGACGGACAGCAACGAUCAUGCUCCGGUUUUUACCGAGACAUCUUACAAAGCAACAAUUGACGAGAAUAAAGUAGAUGCUGAAGUUGUUCGGAUGUUGGUGACAGACGGUGAUGAGCCACAUUCUUCCGCCUGGAAUGCGAAGUUCAAAAUCGUCGGUGGAGAUCCUGGUAAUUUUUUCACUGUGAAAACCGGAAGUAACAAACAAGAAGGAAUCAUUACUACUGCGCAGGGUCUGGACUUUGAGAAAAUUAGCAAGCAUACCCUGCUGGUUGAAGUGCUGAAUGAAAUUCCUUUUGCUAUUCAAUUGCCCACUUACACUGCCACAGUGGAGGUGACUGUAAACGACGUCAAUGAAGCCCCGAUAUUUAAACCAAAAGAUCCCACUGUGAUCACAUCGGAGAGCCUUAAAGAGGGUACCAACGUGGUGAAGCUCAUUGCAGAGGAUCCAGACACAGCACGCAAACAGAAAGUCAUGUUUAAAAUGUAUACAGACCCAGCUGGUUGGCUAGAGGUCUCUGAUGAAGGUCUGGUCACAGUGAGGAACGAAAUGGACAGAGAAUCCCCCUUGGUGAGCGAGGGGAAAUACAUGGCUGUUAUUCAUGCUUAUGAUGAUGAUCAAGUCCCAGCCACUGGAACUGGCACUUUGACCAUUAUACUUGAGGAUGUGAACGACAAUGCCCCAUCCAUAGAGCAACGGGAAUUCAUGGUGUGUAACAAGAAACCACCUCCUCAGAUCUUGAAUGUAACGGAUAAAGAUGGUCCGGGCAACACUUCUCCAUACAGAGUCAUCUUGCAUGACACAGCAAAGGUUAACUGGACUGCUAAAAUGGAUGACACCAGAACGGCUAUUGUUCUGAGUCUAACCCGUGAGUUGGAGGAAGGAGAAUACAGCGUCCGGAUGACUGUUACAGACACUGGGAAUCAGUUUCAGGAGAGCACAGUCAAGGCUCGUGUUUGUGAGUGCACUGGAGAAGAAGUCAUGUGCAAGGGAAGAGCUGCUGCAGGCUCAAACCUUCCCGUCAUCCUGGGAAUACUCGGAGGCAUCCUGCUGCUGCUCAUGCUCGUCCUCUUGCUGCUUCUGUUUGCAAGAAGAAGGAAGCCAGAGAAGGAACCACUUCUACUCCAAGAUGAUGACAUUAGAGACAACAUCUACUACUAUGAUGAGGAGGGAGGUGGAGAGGACGAUCAGGACUUUGAUCUUGGUGUCCUCCAUCGUGGUUUGGACAACCGCCCCGAGGUGUUCAGGAAUGACGUGGCCCCAAUGUUUAUGACGGCACCUGUAUACAAACCUCGACCCGCCAAUCCGGAUGAUAUCGGAAACUUCAUUGGUGAUAACCUGAAGGCAGCAGAUAACGACCCGACUGCUCCUCCCUAUGACUCCCUACUGGUGUUUGAUUAUGAAGGAGGAGGUUCUGAAGCUGGAAGCCUUUCCUCUCUGAACUCAUCCAGUGAUGGAGACCAGGACUAUGACUGCCUCGCCGACUGGGGCCCACGAUUCAAGAAACUGGCAGACAUGUACGGAGGAGGAGAUGAUGACAUGCUGUAAAUGUAAAAAACCAAAAAAAAAACGGCAGUAUGCAGCUGAACUGUGCUGAAAAUGCCGCUUGCAGAUUGUACGUCGUUCCCACUGGCAGUUAAAAGCCAAAGCACAGAGGCUAAAGAAAGAAUAGCUUUGUUUGACGUUUUUUAACAUUUUUCUAAUUUUUUCUUGUUUUUAGGCAGUCCUAAAAGGCUUUUCUAUUUCUUAGAUUUUUAUUUUAGUGCUUAUACUGGACAAUGGAAAAAUAUGGUACUUCCUCCUUUUUGUAAUAUUUUUCAGUUUUAUAUUUUUGUUUUAUGGAUGGAUUAAUAACAUUUCAGAAACUAUAAUCCUGAUGGCCAGCUGAGGUGAGUCCCACUUUGGACCACAUUUAUUUGGACAAUAAAUGCCUUUUGUAACCAGUUCACUAAACUGCUUUGCUUAAAUCCUCAUGCAUUAAUUUCGGUUUUAUUGUAUUGCAAAUGCAUUGUUUUACCCUUUUUCUUAAUAUAAAGUCAAUAUUUGUUUUA